ACUCUCUCACACUACUCCCAACUUCCCCGUUGCCGCACCUCCCCUCUCCGCCCACUGCACCGCCGUGAAAUCCCUAACCGACUCCAGCUCAUCUGCUCAACCCUUGCUGGAAUUGGAUUCUCUCUCAUCUACCUCACCACAGAGGGGAGAGGCUGUAAGUGAGGAUGAAUUUGCAACAAGCUGGGCAGCCUAAAUCUUCUAAUGGAUAUGGGCGUCGAAAAUCUGAAAGAGAAGGGGCAACAAAGUCAGAGAACAAAAUCCCAUCUGGAAAAUUAAAUUCCGCCAGAUUAGCAAGUACAGGUGCUGUGACUGGCUGUAAAGGUGGUGGCUAUGAGAGUCCUUCACAUGAUCGUCUAGUAUAUGUAACAACAUGUCUUAUUGGGCACCAGGUGGAAGUUCAGGUGAAAAAUGGGUCAAUGUACUCUGGAAUAUUUCAUGCAACAAACGCUGACAAUGAUUUUGGAAUUGUUUUGAAAAUGGCUCGCUUAAUUAAGGAUGGUUCUUUAAGAGGGCAGAAGUCUAGUGCAGAACCUGUCAGCAAGGCUCCUUCUAAGAUCUUAAUUAUACCUGCCAAAGAACUUGUACAAGUUAUAGCAAAGGGAGUUGCCGUUACUAGGGAUGGCCUACCUAGUGAAUUGCAUCAUGAUAUGCAUCAGGAAAUCAUGGUAGAUUCGUUAAUAUCUCAUUCUCGACAUGUUGAGUUAGGGAGAGAAUUGAAACCCUGGGUACCUGAUGAAGAUGUUCCACAAUGCCCAGAACUGGAAAAUACCUUUGAUGGUCCUUGGAAUAGGGGAUGGGAUCAGUUUGAAACAAAUGAGGCCUUGUUUGGUGUAAAAAGCACAUUCAAUGAGGAACUAUAUACCACAAAGCUUGAAAAAGGGCCCCGGACAAGAGAACUGGAAAAACAAGCCUUAAGAAUAGCAAGAGAAAUUGAGGGUGAGGAAACCCAAGAUCUGCAUCUUGCGGAGGAAAGAGGACUUCACUUUCAUGAAAACUUUGAUAUUGAUGAAGAAACUAGAUUCUCUUCAGUCGCUAGGGGUAAAGGUGUUGAUGAUAGCGGAUAUGAUGAAAAUGAGGACAUACUGUCUGAUUCACUCAAUUCUGAAACCUUUGGUGGUAUACUUGGCUCAGUAGGUAAGGGACCUGGUGAAAUAACUGGUGGAAAAGGGAAUGAUGGAGCACUAGCAAAUUCGUCCUCUUUGGAUCUUCCACAGUCAUCUCAAUCAAGCACUGGUGUGGAUUUAAGCCGCUCUGGUUCUUAUGAUCAUGCCAAGCAAUUGGCAUCGGAACUCCCUACUAAAAUCUACUCAUCUUCAGACGAGGAAAACAGGAUUCAGGAUCAUUUGGCCAGUGAUCUACAUAGAUCCAGUGGUAAUAACAAGGAAGAAAAUCAGAAACAAUCUGAGGAUGUUCAACUGUCAAAAUCUGAAGAUUUACAUGCAUCACUCCACUCGAAGAAAGAUGGCUCUGAUAAAGGGGUAUUAUCUUCUAAUGUCACCCCUUAUGCCGCUUCAUCUCAUGUUCCAUCAAAGACUCACGAAAAGACUGGCUCACCUGGGGAUUUGACUCAGCGUUCACUUGCUGGAAAAAUUAAUGGGGAAACAAAGUUUGUAAGUCCACGUGGGACAUCAUCUGCUUCAGAUUCUGUGGGAGGUGUGGCAGCAUCCUCUGGUCUUGGUUUGUCUCCAAGUUCAUCUGUUGGUUCAUUGUCUUCUGAAAAAUCAACUCUUAAUCCCAAUGCCAAGGAAUUCAAGCUCAAUCCUAAUGCAAAGAGUUUUGUUCCCUCUCAAACACCUGUUCGGCCUCCUACCCCCGUGUCCGACGGUUCCUUUUAUUUUCCACCCAAUGUAUCUACUGUACCAAAUAUGCCAGGCAUGCCCAUGAGUAUUGGAGUUGGACCUACUUUUACUGGGCCACAACACAUGAUAUAUAAUCCGCAGGUAGCGCAAAUGCCAUCUCAACCAUAUUUUCAUCCAAAUGGCCCACAGUAUGGUCAGCUUAUUGGUCAUCCUAGGCAGGUUUUAUACAUGCCGAGUUACCUACCUCCUGAAAUGCCAUACAAGGGACGGGAUUAUUGACGACUUGGCUGUUUGUGCAUUCUUGGCAAGUACAUUCCUUGCCUGAAAAGAAUAAACUUAGUGGAUGAUUCGAAAAGUUUUUAAUUGGCGAUAUCCACAGCUGAUAUAGGAACAUCGUAUACUGGCUUUUAUAGGCAAGCAGGAUCAUUCUGAGAUAUGUUUUUAUGUCCAUGUAUUAAUCCAUACAUCUUUCGGGAUUUCUCAGGUUUUGGUUGUGUAAUACUAAUAACUUAACUUAUAUUGAUCCCAUGUUCUUUUUA
This is a messenger RNA of Arachis duranensis, 2338 nucleotides long. RefSeq names its product polyadenylate-binding protein-interacting protein 3. Gene Ontology annotation, cellular component: cytoplasmic stress granule. The coding region runs from base 165 to 2078 and encodes 637 amino acids. The record is from RefSeq and is a predicted model, not a curated record. Gene Ontology annotation, biological process: cytoplasmic stress granule assembly. NCBI's taxonomy places the organism in Eukaryota, Viridiplantae, Streptophyta, Magnoliopsida, Fabales, Fabaceae. The transcript is spliced from 15 exons. Gene Ontology annotation, molecular function: RNA binding.